Messenger RNA from Closterium sp. Naga37s-1, 2124 nucleotides. The record is from the annotation of a GenBank genome assembly. Lineage: Eukaryota; Viridiplantae; Streptophyta; Zygnematophyceae; Desmidiales; Closteriaceae.
AUGGCGUAUUUUGUCAACUGGGCGGGCAUGGAUCCAUCCCUCAUCCCUGCUGCCUCGCUCACACAUGUGUUCUACGCCUUUGCUUCCAUUGACGCCAGCACAUACCAGGUCGUCCCAUCCAACCCAGCUGUCGACGUGACUGAAGGUCUCUAUCUGCGCUUCAACUCCGCCCUGAAAGAUACCAACCCCGCCAUCAAGACCCUCCUCUCCAUCGGGGGCUAUUCCGCAGGCACAACCGCUUUCGUCAACGCCGCCUCCUCCCCCUCCUCUCGUUCCGCCUUCAUCCAAUCCGCGAUCACCCUCGCCCGAUCGUACAAUUUUGACGGUCUGGAUAUCGACUGGGAGUUCCCAACGGGCAACGCCGCCCUCUUCUCCGCCCUGCUAACGGAUUUCCGGGCGGCGAUCGAAUCCGAAGCCGCUUCGUCUGGGAAGCCCCAGCUCCUGCUCUCUGCAGCAGUUUCUGCCUACGAGCCGACAAUUGCUGAAUCCUACGACGUCCCGACACUCAACAGUGCGCUGGACUUUGUAAAUGUUAUGACGUACGAUCUGCAUGGUUCAUGGGAGUUAAUCACCGGCAUGCACACGGCUCUGGAGGAUCUGAGCAACCCCCAGCUGAGCCUCAAGGGUGCCAUGGCUGCCUGGGUGUCCCGAGGCUUGGCCCCGAGCAAGGCCAUGCUAGGCUUGGCGAUGUACGGCCGAACCUGGACUCUAGCCUCGGCAAGCAGUACUGGGGUUGGAGCUGCGGCCACUGGGCCUGGUCAGCCUGGGUCUAUCAGUCAGGAAGCUGGUGUUCUCUUUUACAGGGAAAUCGAUGAGCUGGUAACAACUGGAGGUUACACAGCUACACUCGACGCCCCAACAUCCUCUAUGUAUGCGGUAAAUGGUGACCAGUGGGUUGGUUACGACGACCCUUCCACCAUCACCACCAAGGUUCAAUCUGCCAAGGCGCAAGGCUAUGGAGGGUGGUUCUUCUGGGCACUGAGCCAGGAUGCGAACGAUGCUCUGCUCAAUGCUGCAGCCGCAGCGUCUCCCGUCGACCCCGCCAGUCCCCCGCCCCGUGGCAGUCCUGCGCAUCGCUCUUCAGACCUAUAUAUCGCAGCGGCCUCUCCAUUCCAACUCAUCCUCUCCUUUCGCUCCUGCUCCCCGCCGCCCUCAACCGGUCCCCCUCCGCCCACAAGCGGCUCCCCGACCCCCUCUACUGGGCUGAAGCGCAUGGCGUAUUUCGGCAGCUGGGGGAACAGGGCCGCCAUCCCCGCUGCCAAGCUCACCCAUGUCUUCUACGCCUUUGCUUCCAUCAACCCCACCACUUACAAGGUCGUCCCCAACACAGCAGUGGACGUCACUGGAGGCCUCUAUCAGCGGUUCAACACUACUCUUAAGACUCUCAACCCUGCCAUUAAAACCCUUCUCUCCAUUGGGGGCGCCUCGGCUAACACCACCGUUUUCGGCAACGUCGCCUCCUCUGCCGCCACUCGCUCUGCUUUCAUCCAAUCCGCGAUCGCCCUCGCCCGCACGUACUUCUUUGACGGUCUGGAUAUCGACUGGGAGUACCCAAUUGGCAAGGCCGCCCUUUUCUCGGCACUGGUCACGGAUUUCCGGGCGGCGAUCGAAUCCGAAGCCGUUUCCUCUGGAAAACCCAAGCUCCUGCUUACUGCGGCGGUUGCUCCCGAUGAGGCGAGAAUCAUCCAAUCCUACAACGUGACGACGGUUAACAAGAUGCUGGACUUUGUUAAUAUCAUGACUUACGAUUUGCACGGGUCGUGGGAGGCAAAGACCGGCAUGCACACUGCUCUGCAGGACCUGAGCUCGAAGCUGAGCGUCAAUGCUUCCAUGGAUGCCUGGGUGUCUCGAGGCUUGGCCCGAAGCAAGGCCAUGGAGGCUGGUAUCCUCUUCUACAAGGAGAUCUAUCAGCUGGUAACCACUGGUGGUUACACGGCUACAUCCCACACCCCAUCCUCAUGCAUGUAUGCGUGGAAGGGUAACCAGUGGGUUGGUUAUGACAACCCUUCCACCAUCACCAAGAAGGUCCAGUUUGCCAAGACGCAAGGCUAUGGAGGGUGGUUCGUCUGGGCACUGAGCCAGGAUGUUAACAAUGCUCUGCUCAAUGCUGCAAUAGCUGCAUGA